AUGGGCAAGAAGAAGUUCAGUGGACUGGAAGUCACCCUGAUUGUCCUCUUGUGCCUGGUGGUGAUCGUAGCCUGUGUCCUCAUUGGGCUUUUAGCAUCAGGAUUAUCUGGAAUCAAAACUACAGAGUUUUCGCCAGAAUGUCCGAACAUCAUAAUAGCAGAGAGAAUUGACUGCAUCCCGGAUCAAAUAGCAACCAAGAGCACCUGCACCCUGCGUGGCUGCUGCUGGAGUCCCAAGAGCGAUAUCAGUGUGCCCUGGUGUUUCUUCCCUUCAAACCACGGGUACAAAGCAGAUGGGUCGACAAGAUCAACAAAGGCGGGAUUCGAGACUACAUUAACGAGGCUGCCAUCACCUUCCCUCUUUGGAAACGAUGCCAACACUGUCCUCCUCACAGGAGAGUAUCAGACACCAAACCGUUUCCGGUUCAAGAUCACUGAUCCUAAAAAACACAGAUUUGAAGUUCCUCACGAGCAUGUGCGACCUUUCACUGGAUCCGCAGCCUCCAAUCCAAACUACAAAGUGGACGUGAAGCAGAACCCCUUUGGCAUCGUGGUGACCAGAGUGAGCAACGGCAGAGUGCUGUUUGAUACUACCAUAGGACCUCUGCAGUAUGCUGACCAGUUUUUACAGCUAUCAAUCAAACUACCGAGCAGCAACAUUUAUGGGGUGGGAGAGCACGUGCAUAAGCAGUACCGGCAUGACGUCAACUGGAAAACCUGGCCUCUGUUCAGCAGGGAUAUUGGCCCCUCUGGAGCAAUGCAUAACUUAUAUGGAGUUCAAACUUUCUUCCUGUGCUUGGAAGACAGCACGGGAGCCUCCUUUGGUGUUUUCCUAAUGAAUAGCAAUGCCAUGGAGUUCGUGGUGCAGCCUGCUCCAGCAGUGACCUACAGAACCAUUGGUGGGAUCCUUGAUUUCUAUAUCUUCUUGGGGAACACUCCAGAGCAAGUAGUCCAGGAGUACCUGAAGCUUGUGGGACUGCCAGCAUUGCCUUCCUACUGGAGCCUGGGCUUCCAGCUCAGCCGCUGGAAUUACGGGUCUCUGGAUGAGGUGAAGAGAGUCGUGGAGAGGAACAGGGCGAUUGGACUCCCUUAUGAUGCUCAGAUCACUGAUAUUGAUUAUAUGGAGGAAAAGAAAGAUUUUACUUAUGACAAAGUGAAGUUUAAAGAUCUCCCUAAUUUUGCAGCUUAUAUGCAUGACUAUGGACAAAAAUAUAUUAUCAUAUUGGAUCCUGCUAUUAGCACACAAAAUCUUGUUGAUGGUAGUCCAUAUGGAAGCCACGUCAGGGGAGAGGCAAAAAAAGUCUGGAUUAAUGAAUCAGAUGAAGUAACAACGUUACUUGGGGAGGUGUGGCCAGGGGAAACUGUGUUCCCAGACUUCACCAACCCAGAGUGCACUAGCUGGUGGGUGGAAGAAUGCAAACUGUUUUAUAACGUAGUGCCAUAUGAUGGGAUCUGGAUUGAUAUGAAUGAAGUAUCCAACUUCAUUAAAGGCUCAAAAAAAGGUUGUGAGCAGAAUGACUUAAACUAUCCUCCUUUCACUCCCAGUAUUCUUGAUAAACUUAUGUAUUCCAAGACACUUUGUAUGGAUGCAGUGCAGAAGUGGGGGAAACAUUAUGAUGUCCACAGUCUUUAUGGAUAUUCCAUGAUCAUAUCAACACGGAAAGCCAUUGAAGCACUCUUUCCCGGAAAACGAAGCUUCCUUAUUUCGAGGUCUACAUUUGUCGGAUCAGGAAAAGACACAGGACACUGGCUGGGAGAUAACGCAGCAAUAUGGGAUCACUUAAAAUGGGCAAUACCUGGAAUGUUGGACUUUAACCUCUUUGGAAUACCUUAUAUUGGAGCAGAUAUUUGUGGUUUCUUCGACAACACCACAGAAGAACUUUGCAGACGAUGGAUGCAAGUAGGAGCAUUUUAUCCAUUUUCCAGGAAUCACAAUGCUGAAGGAUUCAUAUCUCAGGAUCCGGCUGCGUUUGGAGCUGAUUCAGUCUUGGUGAAUACCUCCAAGUAUUACUUGAACAUUCGCUACACUUUGCUGCCCUACCUGUACACACUGUUUUAUAAGGCUCAUACUCAAGGAGACACGGUUGUUCGGCCAGUUUUGCAUGAGUUCUACUCUGAUGAAGUGACGUGGAGUGUCGACAGGCAGUUCCUGUGGGGUCCGGGGCUGCUUAUUUCCCCUGUACUUGACCCGGGUGUGGACGCAAUUCAAGCAUAUAUUCCUGAUGCAGUAUGGUAUGAGUAUGAUACGGGGGCAAAAAUCUCAGUGAGAAAACAGUGGACCAGUAUGUACCUGCCAGCAGACAAACUGGGACUCCAUUUGAGAGGAGGAUAUAUUUACCCUACUCAGCAACCAGCUAACACGACCGUUGCAAGCCGCAAGAAUCCAAUGGGGCUUAUAAUUGCCCUGGAUGACAACAACACAGCUUCUGGGGACUUGUUCUGGGAUGAUGGAGAAUCUACAGGUACAGUUGAGAGUAAAGCCUACAUUUACUAUGAGUUCACUGUUUCCAAUAAUGUUCUACAAAUGACUGCUGUAAACAGCAAUUAUACUGAUCCUAACAACUUGAAAUUUGAAGAAAUCAAGAUACUGGGAACGCCCCAGGAAAUAACAUCAGUUACUGUAUCUCAGAACAAUGUUGUGGAAAACUCUCCGCACAAUAUCACCUAUUAUCCUUUAGAAAAGGUUGCUCAUAUAACAGGACUUCAGCUUGAACUGGGAAAAUCUUACACAGUAAAAUGGACUCAACGACUGAGUGUAAACGAAAGGUUUAAUUGUUAUCCCAGUCCCAAUCCAACACAAGAAAAAUGUGAACAACUUGGCUGUGUCUGGGAAGAGGUAACAUCAAACUUGGACAUUCCACCCUGCUAUUACAGCUCCAACAAUGCUUACUCUGUAGACAAAGUAGAAUACACCUCGUCAGGUUUGGCAGCCAACCUCACCUUAAACAGUGCCAAGACCAGAGCUAAUGAGAAUUUCACUACACCAAUUAGUACACUACGCUUGGAGGUGAAAUAUCAUCUCAACCACAUGCUGCAAUUUAAGAUUUAUGAUUAUCAAAAUGCACGAUACGAGGUUCCGGUACCACUAAAUCUCCCGAGCUCCCCAAUGAGUACGAACAAGGAACGACUCUAUGAAGUAUCAGUUCAGAAAAAACCAUUUGGUAUACAAGUUCGGCGCAAAAGCACAGGAACAAUCAUCUGGGAUUCGCAGCUGCCCACCUUCACGUUCAGUGACAUGUUCAUUCAGAUUUCUACCCGCUUAGCAUCCCAGUACAUAUAUGGAUUUGGAGAAACUGAGCACACCAUGUUUCGACGCAACAUGAGCUGGCACACCUGGGGAAUGUUUGCAAGGGACCAGCCUCCUUCUUACAAGUUGAAUUCCUAUGGUUAUCAGCCAUUUUACAUGGCUCUCGAAGAAGAUGGCAAUGCCCAUGGGGUUCUCUUGCUUAACAGCAAUGCAAUGGAUGUGACAUUCCAGCCAACCCCUGCCCUGAUAUACCGCACCACUGGAGGAAUUCUUGACUUCUACAUGGUUUUGGGCCCAACACCAGAACUUGUUGUUCAGGAGUACACUGCACUGAUUGGACGACCGGUCAUGCCACCUUACUGGUCUUUGGGAUUCCAGUUGUGCCGCUACGGAUACACCAACGACUCAGAGAUUGCCCAGCUGGUGGAGGAUAUGAAGGCAGCUGGGAUUCCCUAUGAUGUCCAAUAUGCAGAUAUCGACCACAUGGAAAGGCAACUGGACUUCACCAUCAGCACACGCUUUGCUGGAUUACCAGCUCUAAUUAACAGAAUAAAAGACGACGGAAUGAGAUUUAUCAUUAUCCUGGAUCCAGCCAUCUCUGGAAAUGAAACCAACUAUCCUACCUUCUCCAGAGGGGUGCAGGACGAUGUCUUCAUAAAAUGGCCGAAUACCAAUGACAUUAUAUAUUCCAAGGUCUGGCCAUUUCUUCCCAACGUACAAGUCGAUGAGUCACUGCCUGAGCAAACCCAAAUACAGAUGUACGGAGCACAUGCUGCUUUCCCAGACUUCUUCCGCAACUCCACAGUGGAGUGGUGGAAGAGAGAAAUCCUCGAGUUCUACAACAAUCCCACCGACCCCUCAAAAAGCAUCAAGUUUGAUGGCCUGUGGAUUCGAGCCAUUGCCGCGCUGCCAGUCAAGGCAGGAGAGAAACUGCUGACAGGACAGGAAGGGAAGUCUGGUACCUCUGCUGUCAGCCGAAUCACAUGUGAUCGGGGCAUCACAGGAGCUGAUAUCUGUGGCUUCUUCAAAGAUUCAAAGUAUGAGCUGUGUCUUCGCUGGAUGCAGCUGGGUGCAUUUUACCCCUAUUCAAGGAAUCACAAUCAGAAAGGAACAAGGCCCUAUCUCUACACGUUAAUGUAUGACGCCCAUGCCCAUGGCAGCACUGUGAUCCGCCCCAUACUCCAUGAGUUUGUGCAAGACAGAACCACCUGGGAAAUAUAUGAGCAGUUCCUUUGGGGACCUGCACUGCUCAUCAGCCCUGUGAUGCAACAGAAUGCUGUAACAGUGAAUGCUUACUUACCCAAUGCCCGCUGGUAUGAUUAUUACACAGAUGAAGAUAUUGGCUUUAGGGGACAAUUCAAAGUUUUACCAGCUCCUUUGGAACACAUCAACCUGCAUAUCCGAGGCGGAUACAUCCUUCCUUGGCAACGACCUGCUAAUACAACUUUUUAUAGCCGAAAAAACCCGAUGGGCCUCACUGUGGCUUUGACCGACGCUCUGUUUGCAGAAGGCCAGCUGUACUGGGAUGAUGGGGUUCGCAUUGACGCGUAUGAAGAUGGUGUCUAUCUGCUAACAUCAUUUACUUCUAAUCAGAAUGUUUUAGAUAUCACGGUUCUGCAUAAUGGUUACACUGAUCCAAACAACUUAAUGUUUACUGAAAUUAAAGUCCUGGGGGUGCCCACCAGUGUUAAGCAGGUGACCGUAUCGCAGAACGGCGGGACAAUCGCGUCGUCUCACACUGUGGAUUACAGUAACACCAAGAAGGUCCUGACAAUCACCAAGCUUCAACUUGAGUUAGGCAAAAACUACACCGUGCAAUGGAGCUAAAGUGCCUGCAAAAUAACACCAGCCAUACAGCCCAAUUUUCUGAUUGUUUAAAAACCAUCUUUCACGUUUUCACUUUGCAAAGUUCCUCUGUCAUCACAGAAGUCUUCUUACUAUAAACCCAUACUAGUUACAUUCAGUUCACUUUAAGGGGUAAUGUGUAUAAAGCAGCCACAUUUCAGUAUGGUUGAAGGCUAACUACAAUGUCUCCACGUGAUGCAAAAUCUGUAUUUUAAACAGUAUGGCACUUCGGUGUAGCUUCAUCUUUCAAAACUGAGACAAGAAUGUAAAACUCCAUGUUUUCUCAGAGUUGAAUUUUUAGCUGAGUUAGAGUGCCAGA
This is a messenger RNA of Athene cunicularia (burrowing owl), 5410 nucleotides long. RefSeq names its product sucrase-isomaltase (gene SI). The record is from RefSeq and is a predicted model, not a curated record. NCBI's taxonomy places the organism in Eukaryota, Metazoa, Chordata, Aves, Strigiformes, Strigidae. Gene Ontology annotation, biological process: carbohydrate metabolic process. Gene Ontology annotation, molecular function: carbohydrate binding; alpha-1,4-glucosidase activity.